GGCGAGUCUCUAUACAUAUGACUUCUAACUAUUUAUGACAAUGAAUAUCGUUUAGAAUAUGUGUGGACAAAUAGUUUAACAAUUAUCAGGAACUCCUAUGGCAUCGGCGAUUCAAUUACCCUGCUGUGGUCCAUGUGGGUAUGAUGACGCAACUAAGGAAGCGAGAAGAUGCUGUACUAAUUGUGAUGAAGGAUUGUGUGAAGACUGUGAAAAGGCUCACAUAAAAAACAAAAUAUCGAGAAACCAUAAGAUUAUCUCGAUUGAAGAUUACCGCAAGAUUGAAAAUGUUUCUAUCUCUGAGGUUUGUGAGAAUCACGGAGAAAAUCUUGAGUGGUUCUGUAAAACUCACGACAAAUCCCUCUGCAUGGUUUGUGUCACAUCAAAUCACAAGCCAUGUUCCGAUGUUAUAUCAAUAAAUAUUGUCUCAAGAAAUGCCAGUCAAUGAGCAGCAUUGUCUGACCUUGUAGGGUCAAUCGAUGGAACACUUAGCAGCCUUAAACAGUGCAUAAAAAACCGUGAUUCCGCUACAAAGGAAAUUGAAAAACAAGAGUUAGAAAUAAAAAGGAUGAUAAUUCAAAUGCGGGAAAAAAGUAAACUCCCACUUAGACAAGAUAGAAGAAAAAUUACUCCUGGAACUAGGAUCAAUUUCUCUUAUUUGUAAAUCAGAAUAUGCAAAAAUCCUUCGGAAGUUAAAAUCAGCAGAGGAAAAGCUUACCAAACUUAGGGAACAAACAUUGUACAUCAAACAAUUUUCUUCAGACAUACAGGUGUUUCUUGGGACGUAUCAGGGUAAUAAGUCGCUCAUUUGCGAGACCAAAUCCAUCAAGGAUGCCAUGGAUGAGUCAAAAGAUUAUGGAUUAAUCAUAAAUCUCAAUAGUAUAAUCACAAAACUGUCAAAAGAAGUUGAAGAUUUUGGCCAAAUCAAGAUCACAGAAAAUUCUUCUCAGUUAUAUUUCAGAGACCCCAAAAUCGAAGCUCAGAUAGGUAUCCCAGUCCCUACAUCAAGAAAUGUAUCCAACACACAGCUUCGGUUAAUCAAAACAUUUAGAAUAUCAAUGAAAAACAGAAUGUCAAAAAUGCAUGUGACAUGUAUAACAGGCUGCAUCAUCUUGCCUAACGGUAAUUUAUUAAUGGCUGAUAACGCAUGUAAAUCUUUAAUCGAGUUCAGCGAUACAGGUGAACACAGUCGAGACAUUCAGGUCUCUGGUUCGCCGUGUUGCAUUGCAGCGGUGGAUUUUAAUCGUAUUGUCGUGACUUACGCUAAAAGAAAAUUCUUAGAAAUAAUGAAUAACACUACUUUCAAGGUCGAACAGAAAAUCAGUUUUCAUAAAAGUGCUAGAGGAAUAUCUCAAGAGAAUGGAAUACUGUAUGUUGUAAGUGGAUGCACUACAAUACAUGUCCUGGAUCUAUCAGGAAGACAAUUGGAAACAUUGGAAAUAUCAUCUAAUAACGCAACUUAUCUCACUACUAGCAGAGACAGGAUAUUCUACUACACUGACAAAGUGCAUUGUUGCCUUAUGAAUGGAGAAGAGUUAUGGCAGUUUGAAAGUAACAACAUUACAUGUCCUCGCGAUGCAGCAGCAGACAGUAACCAUAACGUGUAUGUCGUAGGUUUUCAUUCUAAUAAUCUAACAAUAAUACAACAUGAUGGAAUAGACAGUAAAAUAUUACUAACAGAAUCAGAUGGACUUGAAAGUCCACGUGCUGUGUACUAUGACAACGAGAAAAGAACACUACUCAUAUGCAAUCAAGAGGGAACCUUUUUUUUGUAUAAAGUCGUUUAAAAGUUUUCUGAUCAUUAAAUGGAGUUCCUGUGUUCAAGAAAAUUUCCUACGAAAGACAAUGUCUACAUAUAUUGGCACAAUAUUACAUCAUCUUUAACAAACAAAGAUCUAUUUAGUUUUUAAUUUAACUACUUGUAUUUGAUGACGAGGGCAGUGGCCAAAAAUAGUGUCUGAGAUUUGAAUAACCAAACAAUAUUUUAGCUUAUAACAUAUUUUAGGAUUAAUUGAAAAACAAUGCAAUUUAAAGCGUCGCAAAUGGUUUCAAACAACGAAGUCAAUGCUAAAUUAUUUUGAAUAUUCAUGGAAAAACGAUCACAACUUUUUUAUAAAUCUAUUUGCAGUUAUGUUUGGCGCCAAAAUUAGGGGCUAAUGUUGAACGGUGCCUCCGUUAUGGAAAAUUAUUAAUAUUUCACUUUCCGUUGUCCAUUGUUCAGCGUGGUACUCGAUUAUGUUAUAAUGUUUUAUUAUUUAGUAUUACAAUCUAGAAAGAUUUUUUUUUCUUCCAUUUACUGUCAUUUAAAAGAAUAUUUAUCAUUUUUAUACAUGUUAUACUUUUCGUUACUGUUAAAGAACAUGGUGGACUUUUUUUAGCCUCCUGCUUACCGGGCAUUUGGUUUAAUUGUUAACGUGGAUCCUAUGUCUGCACCCUGGGCAACCGAGGAUUUUUUUUUUGAAUAAACAAGUAUCUAUUUAAAAAUAAAAAAAGUAAAAUAUUUCACUUUUUCUUGAAUCACACGUUGAUAUAAAAACUAACAAACCUAUACAUGUUUAAUCAAGUAAGACUUUUUUUUUAUACAAAGCCUAUAAGACGCAGCAACAGUCUAUCGAAGUAAAAGUUUAAGAAAUGAAAGAAAAAGAGUCAAAUUAAAAAUAUUAAAAUGUUAUUGUCGGCUAGUUUGUUUUUUGUGUUUAAUGAUACUUUCAGUGAAACUUGGUAAUAAAUGUAACACAGUAA
This is a messenger RNA of Mytilus californianus (California mussel), 2739 nucleotides long. RefSeq lists its product as uncharacterized. The record is from RefSeq and is a predicted model, not a curated record. The transcript has 2 exons. NCBI's taxonomy places the organism in Eukaryota, Metazoa, Mollusca, Bivalvia, Mytilida, Mytilidae. Bases 834 to 1784 code for a protein of 316 amino acids.